Aspergillus niger is the source of this 1143-nucleotide messenger RNA. RefSeq lists its product as uncharacterized. The record is from RefSeq and is a predicted model, not a curated record. Bases 1 to 1143 code for a protein of 380 amino acids. Gene Ontology annotation, molecular function: protein binding. Gene Ontology annotation, biological process: negative regulation of transcription by RNA polymerase II. Lineage: Eukaryota; Fungi; Ascomycota; Eurotiomycetes; Eurotiales; Aspergillaceae. The transcript has 3 exons. Gene Ontology annotation, cellular component: nucleus; transcription repressor complex.
AUGGGCAUUCUAGGAAUAAUACCUGAAGCCAUGAUUGCAGUGAAUUCAUUGCUCCAACUGACCAAAAAUAAAUCUAGUAACGAAAUAUAUAUUCUCCUAUUAGAUGCGCGCAGGUUUAUUCUCAAAUUUGCACAAAUUGCUGAUAUGGUACUACUGCAACUGUACAGCUCUGGCCUGAUUUUUGCACCAUAUAAAGCGUUGAUUAGAGAGAUCUAUGAAAGAGAACUUCCUACUUGGUUAUCCAGAGGCCCAAAGCUACUGGCAUCCGGCUCGGACGACAAGACCAUCAAGCUAUGGGAUGCGGCCACGGGCACUCUUAAGCAUAUAUUAGAGGGCCACUCUGGUUUGGUUUACUCGGUCGCCUUCUUAAACAACGGGCAGCUGCUGGCAUCCGGCUCGGGAAACAAGACCAUCAAGCUGUGGGAUGCGGCCACGGGCGCUCUCAAACAUACAUUGGAGAAUCAUUCUAAUCCGGUUUACUCAGUCGCCUUCUCAAACAACGGGCAGCUGCUGGCAUCCAGCUCGGGGAACAAGACCAUUAAACUGUGGAAUGCGGCCACGGGCGCUCUCAAGCAUACAUUGGAAGGCCAUUCUAAUCCGGUUUACUCGGUCGCCUUCUCAAAUAACAGGCAGCUGCUGGCGUCCGGCUCACGCGACAAGACUAUCAAGCUGUGGAAUACGGCCACGGGCGCUCUUAAGCAUACAUUAAAGGGCUAUUCUAACUGGGUUUACUCGGUCGCCUUCUCAAACAACGGGCAGCUGCUGGCAUCCGGCUCGUACGACAAGACCAUCAAGCUAUGGAAUGCGGCCACGGGCGCUCUCAAGUAUACAUUAGAAGGCCAUUCUAAUCCGGUUUACUCGGUCGCCUUCUCAAACAACAGGCAGCUGCUGGCAUCCGGCUCGCACGACAAGACCAUCAAGCUGUGGGAUGCGGCCACGGGCGCUCUCAAGCAUGAUAUAAGCACUAAUAAUAUGGCCACCAGUGUUGAAUUUUCGGAGCACCUGCCACUACUGAUUAGUAAUAUAGGAUCUUUUGAUAUCCGAAACUACUAUGAAAGCUUCUUAACUUCCUCCGAGAAGGUGGCAGAGAUAUCUCUGGAAGCAGAUCAAUGGAUUACUGUGCAGGGUCAAAGAGAGCUAUAA